AUGCACCCUGAGGAGGAGGAAGGGGAGGACCUCGAAAUGGGAGUCUUUGGCACCCAGUAUAGCCAGGCUGUGUUGAUGGUGGGCCGAGUGUGUUGUGAAGCUGAUGAAAACCUCCAACCAGUGCCCGAGUCAUUGAACCUCAACGCCCACAGUUUACUACUGGAGCCUAUCUUCACUGGUGUUCUUCCUGGUGGACCGGGAGCUAGUGGUAGAGGGAAAAGGCUUAUUCUGAACGUACAGGCCUUGGACAGCUACACUGUGUUCCCCGGCUGUGUUGUUGGAGUUAUCGGUCGGACUAGUCCCAACAGCUGUGGUGGUGAGCUGCUGGCUGAGGCGAUGGUCACUGGGGCUGGUCUCCAGUGGAGUAGGAAGACUUCUGGGGAGGAGCCCGCAAUCUCCCUCGAAGUGGCUCAUGCUGAUGGUGCUCCCAUACAUGUGCUUUCCGCCAGCGGUCCGUUCCAAUCGUUGAAGGGGAAGGUUAUGGGCGGCCAAAGACUGGAUGUCAUUACUCAAUACGUAUCGGAUAUCAAGCCGGGAGUGCUCAUCCUCAUGGGGCCUUACAUGGAUGUUGAUUAUAUGGAGGCGACUGUAGCUGAGGAGGUUGAGACGCCGAUGAGCUUCGAAGAUACGUUUAAUAAAGAGAUCUUACCGAGGUUGAUUAAGUUGGCGCUCACGUGCAGAGAGACGCGGACACAUGUAUGA
Molecule: messenger RNA, 702 nt
Organism: Perkinsus marinus ATCC 50983
Lineage: Eukaryota; Perkinsozoa; Perkinsida; Perkinsidae
Exons: 7
Coding region: 1-702 (233 amino acids)
Biological process (GO): DNA replication initiation
Cellular component (GO): alpha DNA polymerase:primase complex
Source: RefSeq, a predicted model, not a curated record